AAGCCUCCAAGGCCUUGUUUGAAGGGGCCUUGCCUUUGUCUCCAGCCAGGAGGGUAUAGAAGAAGCCAGCCAUCUUGAAAGUUCAUCUUUAUUACUCGUCCUAACUUCUCUCCCUGCUUACCCGGAAGUGUGUGUAACUGAAGAAACUAGCAGAUGGACAUCCAUCCGUGGCCUCACAGGCUUGCAUUGUCUGUGCACAGCUUUUAUAUGACUGGGCAUGCUAAAACACCCUCGUUCAUUAUACAUUAACUCUAGCUUCAAAAGAAACUGAACCAGGAAUCAUGGAAAGCAAGCCCAAGCUCUACUACUUUCAGGGCAGAGGCAGGAUGGAGUCCAUCCGCUGGCUGUUGGCUGCGGCGGGAGUGGAGUUUGAAGAAGAAUUUCUGGAGACAAGAGAACAAUAUGAGAAGUUGCAAAAGGACGGCCGCCUGCUUUUUGAUCAAGUCCCUUUGGUUGAAAUUGAUGGAAUGCCGCUGACACAGUCUAGAGCCAUCCUCAGCUACCUCGCUGCCAAGUACAACUUGUACGGGAAGGACCUGAAGGAGAGACUCAGGAUUGACAUGUAUGCUGAUGGCACCCUGGACCUGAUGAUAAUGAUCGCCCAGGCUGCAUUUAAACCCCCGAAGGAAAAAGAGGAGAGCCAUGCUUUAAUAGUGAAGAGAGCUAAAACCCGUUACUUCCCUGUCUUUGAAAAGAUUUUGAAAGACCACGGGGAGGAUUUUCUUGUUGGCAACCGGUUCAGUUGGGCAGACAUACAGCUGUUAGAAGCCAUUUUGAUGGUGGAGGAACUCAGCGCUUCCAUUCUGUCCGACUUCCCUCUGCUGCAGGCAUUUAAGACAAGAAUCAGCAACAUUCCUACAAUUCAGAAGUUUCUGCAACCUGGGAGUCAGAGGAAGCCACCUCCAGAUGGCCACUAUAUUGAGGUGGUCAGGAACGUUCUGAAGUUCUAGUGGCAGCAGGCCUUAAGGUGGCCACAGCGAGUAUCCAAUUUCAGCAUCACCGUAGACCAGCUACAGAGCUUUCCAAAGCAAGGUAUAGAUCCUAGGAGGCUUCGAGAAGGAAAACCUUUCUGUUAUCAGCAACCCAUGUCAAUUAAAUAUGGUGAAAAAU
Messenger RNA from Microtus oregoni (creeping vole), 1110 nucleotides. RefSeq names its product glutathione S-transferase A4. Gene Ontology annotation, biological process: xenobiotic metabolic process; glutathione metabolic process. The coding region runs from base 282 to 950 and encodes 222 amino acids. Gene Ontology annotation, molecular function: glutathione transferase activity. NCBI's taxonomy places the organism in Eukaryota, Metazoa, Chordata, Mammalia, Rodentia, Cricetidae. The record is from RefSeq and is a predicted model, not a curated record. The transcript has 7 exons.